UGUUCUUUUCGUGUUUGUUAUGUUCUGUCAAACGAAGGCACAGGAUGUAAAUCGACAUUACAGAAGUGCAUCACAUCGUCAUCAAAUGUGUAGAAAUUAGAACUUCGUGGAUUCCAGACGCACCACGGAACAAUGCGGAUCUACUCGAUAACUUUGCUGCUCCUGCUGGCCGUCGCGGCCCGUCUCACCCGGUGCGAUCUCAGCUACCAAAGGCCCAAGAUUCUGAUCGUCACGUUAAUCCGAAACAAGGAACAUACUCUGCCGUACUUUUUCUCUUAUCUGGAAAGCUUGGACUACCCGAAAGAUCGCAUCGCGCUGUGGAUCCGGUCGGACCACAACGAGGAUCGCAGCAUCGAGAUCACGAAAGCGUGGCUCAAGCGCACCUCGCGCCUUUAUCACAGCGUUGAUUUUGGCUACCGUAGCGACGUGGAACGUCGGCCGGACGAGCGCAGCAGCACGCACUGGUCCGAGGAGCGGUUCGCGGAUGUUAUCCGGCUGAAGCAGGAAGCGCUGGAGAAGGGCCGGAAGAUGUGGGCGGAUUUCGUGUUUUUCCUGGACGCCGACGUCUUCCUCACGAACCCCAAAACGCUCACCAAACUGGUCAGCCUCAGUCUGCCCAUCGUGGCCCCGAUGCUGCUCUCGGACGGUCUGUACUCGAACUUCUGGUGCGGCAUGACUCCGGACUACUACUACGAGCGCACCGAAGAGUACAAGGAAAUCCUAAACUACGGCAAAACGGGCGAGUUUACCGUGCCGAUGGUGCACAGCGCCGUCAUGGUCAACAUCAACCUGCUGGAGGCGAAGAAUCUGGCGUUCGAGACGAAACGGCUGCCACCGGGACGGUACGGGGGACCGCAGGAUGACAUUAUCAUUUUUGCCAUGUCGGCGAAUUACAGCGGCAUUCCGAUGGCCAUUUCGAACUCGCUGCUGUACGGGUACAUUUUGAUGCCGCUGGAGCAGGGCGAAACGGUGGAGAAGGAUCAUGAGCAGCUGACGAAUGUUAAGGUGUACGCGGUGAAUGAGUAUGGGUCGUUGGGCUUGAAGGAUGAUUUGAGGGGUUAUGUGGCGGAGGUUCCGAAAGAUAAGUUAAGCCUGUCGCACAUCUACAUGAUCAACCUGGAGCGGAGACCUGAGCGGAGGUUGAAGAUGGUGAACAACUUUGACGCGUUGGGGCUGGAGGUGGAGUACUUCCCGGCGGUUGAUGGGAAGAAGCUGAACGACAAUGUUCUGCGCGAGAUUGGUGUAGAGUUCCUGCCCGGUUAUACGGAUCCGUAUCAUAAGAGACCGAUGACCAUGGGCGAAAUUGGUUGCUUUCUAAGUCAUUACUACAUAUGGGAGAGGAUGGUUGAGCUUGGCCAGGAAGAAGUACUUGUCCUCGAGGAUGACAUUCGGUUCGAACCAUACUUCAAGAGGCGAGUCUAUCAGGUGUUGAAUGAUGCUCGCAGUAUUGGGGGUUGGGAUCUGAUCUACUUUGGUCGCAAGCGACUCCAAGAAGACGACGAAAAGUGGAUUGAAGGUAGCGAUGCUCUAGUUCAAGCUGGUUACUCCUACUGGACACUGGGCUACCUCAUCAACCUACAAGGAGCGAAGAAACUACUAGCCGAAAACCCCCUCAAGAAACUAGUCCCAGUGGAUGAGUACAUCCCGAUCAUGUUCAACAAUCACCCCAACGAAACGUGGCUCAACCAGUUCCACAACCGGAACCUGGUCGCUUGGAGUGCCGCCCCCUUGCUGCUCUACCCAACGCACUACACCGGAGACGACGGGUACAUCUCCGACACGGAAGACUCCGCCCAAAUUGACAAAGUGAUAAAGCUGACCAAUGACACGUUGGAUAGUUCCGCGGCGGAAAAGAAGGGUGACAAAGAGCAGCUGUUGAGCAGUAAGGUGCUGGUGGAAUCGGCCGUCAACGCCCGCAACGAGGACGAGCUGGACGCAAAGAAUCGACGGAUUGAGCUAUAGCGAAAGAAGUCGUAAUGCAACGUAAUACAAAAUGAGAUAUAAUCAAACGAAACUCACGUUAGGCUUAGGAAACAUGGAAUCGUGAAGCAAUGAAACUACUACCAAAAUUUAGAAUGUGCCUUAUUAAGUGUUAAGUGAAUCUGCGACUGCAUGUAAUCGCGCAAACUGCAUUUAUGUUUGAAUUAAAACUGCCCAAAUGAUAUUUUCUACGAUA
Culex quinquefasciatus (southern house mosquito) is the source of this 2176-nucleotide messenger RNA. Its product is annotated as glycosyltransferase 25 family member. The transcript has 5 exons. Lineage: Eukaryota; Metazoa; Arthropoda; Insecta; Diptera; Culicidae. Gene Ontology annotation, molecular function: procollagen galactosyltransferase activity. The record is from RefSeq and is a predicted model, not a curated record. Bases 133 to 1962 code for a protein of 609 amino acids.